AUGGCAGACAACAAGGCCGCACUCGCUUCGGGCGCCGCCCCGGCCGGCGAAGCUGCUCGUCGACGCAAUGUACCCACCACUUCAGGGGCCCUAACGCAACAGCCCGAGCUCGACGAGAAGAAGAUCCACGCCAAGAAGAAGGGGUCUUCCCUUCUCGACACCCUCGACCAAUGGGAGUUUCUCAUCGCACCCAUAAUCUUUACAGCUCUCGCCCUAUUCACGCGGCUGUACAAGAUUGGCCUGAGCCCAAUCGUUACCUGGGAUGAGGCCCAUUUUGGCAAAUUCGGAUCGCAUUACAUCAAGCGUGAACUGUUCUUCGAUGUACAUCCUCCACUCGGGAAGAUCCUUGUUGGCCUUUCUGGAGUGCUAGCAGGAUACAAUGGAUCGUUCGAAUUCAAGUCCGGCGAGACGUACCCCGAGGAACUCGACUACACCUUCAUGCGAGCCUUCAACGCCUUCUGGGGAAUACUCUGUGUGCCUUUGGCCUAUUGGACGGCCAAGGAGUUGAACCUGAAGCGUCCAGCUGUCUGGCUAGUCACCCUGAUGGUUCUGUGCGAGAACUCGUACACAACCAUCAGUCGUUUCAUCCUCCUCGACUCCAUGUUGCUGUUUGGUACCGUCGCUACUGUCUUUUGCUGGUCCAAAUUCCACCGUCAACAGAGGGACAGCUUUGAACCGGAGUGGUUCUUCUGGCUGUUCAUGACUGGACUAAGCUUGGGUUUCGUCUGCAGCAUCAAGCUCGUUGGUCUCUUCGUCACUGCUCUUGUUGGCAUCUACACCAUCGAAGACCUCUGGCACAAGUUUGGCAACACCAAGAUGCCUGCCGUCGAGCUCGCGGCUCACGUCAGUGCCCGUAUUUUCGGUCUCAUCGCCAUUCCGUUCCUGGUCUACCUGCUCUCAUUUGCGCUCCACUUCGCGAUUCUGACCAGAAGUGGCCCUGGCGAUGCCCAGAUGAGCUCCCUUUUCCAAGCAAACCUCGAGGGCAGUGAGAUCGGUCGAAACUCGCCCCUCGAGGUCGCCAUCGGCUCCAAGGUGACUCUUAAGAACAUGGGCUAUGGCGGUGGUCUCCUCCACAGCCACGUUCAGACUUUCCCGGAGGGCUCAACCCAGCAGCAGGUCACUUGUUAUCACCACAAGGAUGCGAACAACGAAUGGUGGUUCUACCCCAACCGUGGAGACGCCGACUACGACCCAGAAGCUGACCCUCGAUUCAUUGGCCAUGGCGAUACUAUCCGCUUGAUCCACUCCCAGACCGGGCGAAACCUCCAUACUCACGACAUUUCGGCCCCCGUCACCAAGAGUCAGAAGGAAGUCUCCUGCUACGGUAACCUCACUGUUGGCGACGACAAAGACCACUGGCAAGUCGAAGUCGUCAAGGAUGUUGCAUCUCGAGACAGAAGCAAGAUUCGAACCCUGACCACGGCUUUCCGUCUAAGAAACCCGGUGAUGGGAUGCUACCUGCGAGCAGCCAAUGUCAACCUGCCCCAGUGGGGGUUCAAGCAGAUCGAGGUGACCUGCGACAAGAGCAACAAUCCCCGGGAUGCUUUCACUCAUUGGAACGUUGAAAUGCACAACAACGAGAAGCUUCCGCCUGCCGACCCGGGCAAGUAUAAGUCGCCGUUCUUCCAUGACUUCAUACACCUCAACGUUGCCAUGAUGACGUCCAACAAUGCCCUCGUUCCCGAUCCUGACAAGCAAGAUGACCUAGCUUCUCAGUGGUGGCAAUGGCCUAUCCUCAACGUUGGUCUGCGCAUGUGCGGUUGGGACGACAAGAUUGUCAAGUACUUCUUGCUUGGCAACCCGUUCGUCUACUGGGUCUCGACAGCUUCUCUCGGUGCUGUCGGAUUAGUAACCUUCUGGUACAUUCUCCGAUGGCAGCGAGGCUUCAAGGACCUGUCACAAGACGACAUUGACCAGAUCCACUACUCUGGUCUCUACCCAGUUCUGGGAUGGUUCCUUCAUUACCUCCCUUUUGUCAUCAUGGCCCGUGUCACCUAUGUCCACCAUUAUUACCCUGCCCUUUACUUUGCCAUCCUGACUCUGGGUUUCCUCGUCGACUGGACCUUGAGAACCCAGAAGAAAUCGAUCGCAUACCCGGCAUACGGUGUUCUCUAUAGCAUCAUCAUCGGCCUCUAUAUUUUCUUCAUCCCUAUCUGUUGGGGCAUGACGGGAAGCAACCAACAGUACAAGUACAUGAAGUGGUCCGACAGCUGGCGCAUUUCUGACUGA
Anthostomella pinea is the source of this 2229-nucleotide messenger RNA. The record is from the annotation of a GenBank genome assembly. NCBI's taxonomy places the organism in Eukaryota, Fungi, Ascomycota, Sordariomycetes, Xylariales, Xylariaceae.